Molecule: messenger RNA, 1815 nt
Organism: Gossypium raimondii (Peruvian cotton)
Lineage: Eukaryota; Viridiplantae; Streptophyta; Magnoliopsida; Malvales; Malvaceae
Product: receptor-like cytoplasmic kinase 176
Exons: 6
Coding region: 271-1464 (397 amino acids)
Biological process (GO): protein phosphorylation
Molecular function (GO): ATP binding; protein kinase activity
Source: RefSeq, a predicted model, not a curated record
AAGGGCUACUCUUAAAAGGAAGGUAGGAAGAAACACAGAAAGCAAGCAAAGAAGCUUUUAUUUUUUUUCCACCUUUCCUUGUCGAUUUUGCUCUCUUCAAGCCAAACCCACCUUCGGAAAAAGGACAUCAUAUCCAAAAUCUUGCUACCCUAUUACCACCUACUGCCAUCUUUUUUGAUCUUCAUCGAUUUCCCUUUUUUCCAUUAAGAGGAAAUAAAGCCAAAAAGAGAAGAUUGAAAGAAAGAAAGGUCUGGGUUUUACUCUGUUUUGAUGGGAGUUUGCUGGAGCCAUCGUAUCAAGUCUGUCAGUCCUAGCACGGGGGUUAAUUCAAGGAAUGCCAGCAGAAAUGGGAACAAUUUGAGUAGUUCAAGCAGCAGGGAAUCUUCAGCUUCUAUUCCACAAACCCCUCGGAGUGAAGGUGAGAUUUUGCAGUCUUCAAAUUUAAAGACUUUCACUUUCAGUGAGCUGAAAGCAGCCACCAGAAACUUCAGACCAGACAGUGUCCUAGGAGAAGGUGGAUUUGGUUCUGUCUUCAAAGGAUGGAUUGAUGAACAUUCAUUCAAAGCCACCAAGCCCGGUACUGGCAUAAUAAUUGCUGUUAAAAGGCUCAACCAAGAAGGGUUCCAGGGUCACAAGGAAUGGCUGGCUGAAAUCAACUAUCUCGGACAAUUGCAUCACCCCAAUCUUGUAAAGUUGAUUGGUUACUGCUUAGAGGACGAGCACCGGCUUCUGGCAUACGAGUUCAUGGUACGGGGUAGCAUGGAGAACCAUUUAUUUAGGAGGGGGUCGCACUUUCCACCACUUUCUUGGGGUAUACGGAUGAAGGUUGCACUUGGUGCUGCCAAGGGACUUGCUUUUCUUCACAAUGCCAAAACACAAGUCAUAUAUCGCGACUUCAAAACUUCUAAUAUCUUGCUCGAUUCAAAUUACAACGCCAAACUCUCCGAUUUUGGGUUAGCUAGGGAUGGACCAACUGGUGACAGAAGCCAUGUUUCCACUAGGGUCAUGGGAACCUAUGGAUAUGCUGCUCCAGAGUAUCUAGCCACAGGUCAUUUGACUGCCAAGAGUGACAUAUACAGUUUCGGAGUUGUUCUACUAGAAAUGUUAUCCGGCCGACGAGCUAUAGACAAUAACAGACCAUCUGGAGAACACAAUCUGGUUGAUUGGGCAAAACCUUACCUGACCAACAAACGUAGGAUAUUCCGUGUGCUAGACACCCGUCUCCAAGGCCAGUAUUCAUUGACUCGGGCACAAGAGGCUGCUAACCUUGCACACCAGUGCUUAGCCGUAGAACCCAAGUUGAGGCCAAGCAUGGAUGAGGUGGUAACAGCACUUGAGAAGCUUCAGGAGACGGGAGACAUGCCAAAAAGAAAUCAGAAAGAACGCCGUGGAAAUGCUCACAACCGUUCCAAUGGUAAACCAACCACUUAUCCGAAGCCUUCUGCUUCACCUCUCCAUGUUUAGAUCAAAACCUUUUUGAUGCAGCUGCAAUUUUCUUCCUGAUUUGAAUAUCCAUAUGAAUUGUUUUUGGGAUUUAGGCAGGAAACAAGAGCAUGGUUGUGUACAGUUUUUUCGGGUUAAACUUUUUAAAUCUAGCUCUGAAAUUCAUCAAGCUCAGACCCAAGAGCAUGCACGAAUAUGAUCUGGGUUUUGCUAUAUAUCAUACCAUCAUGAUUGAGAAAAAGUGAAGUAUACAUGUUUAUGUUUUUAUGAAAAUGAUAUUGUGCUUAGCAUUGGUGCCAAUGUAACUAAGUUCAUUUGAAACCGUGUAAGAAUCCUCGUUUUGUUAUAAUCCAUAUGGUAUUUUGAGAUGCA